GGCAGUUUUGGAAUGAAAAGAUGAGAUUGUAAACAGUAAAAGCUAACCUACAUCAAUUUAUUGUAAUUUCAGUAUAAAUAAAUAUUUAUUUAUUUUUGUGUUUUACUCAAAAAGUAGUUCUAUUUCUUUUCUAGCUUUUAUUUUUUCAAAUGUCGUGAUAUAUUUAAUAUUGAUUUGAAAGUUUUGAAAAUAACUUUGUUGAAUAUGACUUCUCAAACUAAGGUUAUGUCUCAGAAGGAAUAUCUCAAGAAAUAUCUUUCAAAUGAAAAGGACAAGAAGAAAAAGAAAAAAGUGAAAUUAUCAUCUUCGUCAGUAUUAAAAAGGUCGCAGAUAAUCGAUGAUGAUGUCGACUUGAAAACAAUGAGAGUAUUGAAUGACGACGAGAUCGACCUGUAUCAGCUGGAUGAGGAUGCGCCUCAGAUAGCCGGAAUAAUUGAUGAGCGACCCACCGAAAUGCAGGCCAUGGAAUACUACAACGACAAAAAACGGUGGAAGGUAUUUGGAGAUGCAGAUGGAGACGGAGAUCUUUUAGUGAAAGACAAAUAUCAAAGAAUAUCGAAUGCCGAUAGUAGUGACUCAAGGAAUCAGAAAUCACAGAAAUUAUCCAACCAAGGUGAAAACGACGAUUCGGAUCUAUCGCCACCCCGCGAUUCGAAAACUGGUCAGAAGUUUUCUCGCGAUGUUUACAAAACGUCAGGAGAUAAACCAAAUAAAUCAACGUUUGACACCGAUCUAUCUCCCGAACGGAGGCCGAAAGAGAGCAAAUCCCUUCUCCAUAAGAAAUCAAGGAGGAAAAGCAGUGAUUCUGAUCAGUCUCCCCCUAGAAGAAAAAGUAGAUUUGAACCUACUUCAUCUAAAAAGUGUUCUGAUAAAAGUGAUUCGGAUCUAUCCCCUCCAAGACAUUCACAAAAGUCUUCAAACACUAGGAAACGCGAUAGUGAUUCAGAUUUUUCACCUCCAAGGUUAUCGAAGAGUGAAAGAGACACUGAUAAAACAAAGAAAGGUGGUCGAGAUGGUAGAGACAGUAGAUUCUCUCAGGGAAGCGAUGUCAACGAUAAAAAACACAAAUCAAAACAUGGCUCAAAUUCAGAGAGGGAAAAUGUGGGAUCUCCAAAUUCAAAAAAGAGCGACAGGAGAAUGGAGAAGACCCUGGAUGGAAAACGAGCUGGGUUGCAAAAUGCCAGCCAGUUGAGGAAAGAACUCACUGAUUUCAAAACAAAAGAGGACACCGCUUUUUCAAAGUUGGCAUCAGACAUGUCGGGAGUGAAUGCGGCUCCAGUGAUUCGAGACCGCAAGACGGGCAUGAUUCGUGAUCUGCAGCAGGAGCAGCGUGUAGCGGAGGAGAAGGCAGCCAAAGCCGCCGUGCAAACCGAGAAGUACUCCAGAUGGGGACGUGGUGUGAAACAAACGGAGGAUGCUGCAGAAAGGGCAGCGAGUGCGAUCCACGAGAUGUCGAAGCCCCUCGCUCGGUAUGCGGAUGACGACGACCUGGAGCGAGUGCUCAAAGCGCAGGAAAGAGAGGGAGAUCCCAUGUUGGACUAUAUUCGCCGAAAGCAGAGUGAAUCAACGUCUCUCAAAGAAGCCAAACCCAUGUACCAGGGCUCAUUCACACCAAACAGAUAUGGAAUUCGGCCAGGAUAUCGGUGGGAUGGAGUUGACAGGUCCAAUGGAUUUGAGAAGCAAUGGUUCACUACUCAAAAUAACCGCAAAGCAAGGGAUGAAGAAGCCUACAAAUGGAGUAUUUCGGACAUGUGAUAUUGCAUACUCCUAGGAUUCAUCAAUAAUUUUAUUUUUUAUUAUUUUAAGUACUGUCCAACUUUGAUUAGUGAUUAUGAGAUGUUGUAAAUUAUAUUUUCUAAUGCUAAACUAUUUCUAAAGACGUUUAUUGACCUCGGAAAUGUGAAUAGAUUACACUUUUCAAGAAAUGAACGAUCAAUGUCUGCAACUUGAUGUUUAACUCAGAAUCACUGAGAUUUGAGACAUCAAAAUUUAUUAUAAAUACUGUGUAUUUUUAUUGAAUAGUUUGUAAUAAAAUUCAGAAUUCUUUUGUUUCAAUUGAA
This is a messenger RNA of Nilaparvata lugens (brown planthopper), 2060 nucleotides long. RefSeq names its product BUD13 homolog. Gene Ontology annotation, molecular function: RNA binding. The transcript is spliced from 6 exons. Gene Ontology annotation, cellular component: U2-type spliceosomal complex; RES complex. The record is from RefSeq and is a predicted model, not a curated record. Gene Ontology annotation, biological process: mRNA splicing, via spliceosome. Lineage: Eukaryota; Metazoa; Arthropoda; Insecta; Hemiptera; Delphacidae. The coding region runs from base 205 to 1755 and encodes 516 amino acids.